AGUCUUUACAGCCGAGAUCACGAUUACUGGGAAAGUUUCACGUGAUGGGAUUUUGCCGGAAUUACCUAGCUACCGGCUUCCGGGAAGGUUUUCCGUCCGUCCGGCUCUGCGGACUCAAGGAGAGAAAGGAAAAAACGUUCCUCAGUGUAACCACACUUAGGACCUAAAGAUUCAUAAAUAUUCAUACACAGGUCCACAUCUGCCUCCCCAUGCAGAACUCCAUGAAAUGAAUAAAGCACCACAGCCUAUAACAGGAUCCCCCUCCAACCCCCACCCUGCCCCCUCCCCUGGCCUUUCACAGCCCUCAUUUCCCUCUGGGCAGCCCCCCUCUGUCGUGUUUGCCACCCCACCUCCACAAAUGAACCCAACACCACAGCCCCGACAGUUUGCCCCAGGGCCCCGGCCUAUACACCAACAGGGAAGCUUCAGGUCACUACAGCCCUAUUACACCAACAGGCCCAACCUGCCUCCCAGCAGUGGGCCGCGGGGCAUCCCUCCAAGCAGUGGCCCGAGGCCUGUGACACCCACCCACGUCUACCAGGCAGGCCCUGGCUCCCAAAUGAUGAUGAUCCCCGGGCAACAGUUGCCCUUCCCCAGCUCACCACAGGGACCUGCCUACUUCAUACCAGGACAGUACCGGUCAGCAACCUAUGUGGCCACACCCCAGCAAUACCCUGUCCCAGCAGGCACCCCAGGCUUCUACCCAGGCACCAGCCCAGCUGAAUAUGGUACUUAUGCAGGGGCCUACUACCCCGCCCAGCCUCAGUUUACACCCCCGGUGCAGCCGGCACCCGUUAUUAUGAACCCUGCACCUCAACAGCAGCAACCACCACCUCAGCCUCCCCAACACAUCCACACCAAACGGGAACGUAAACAGAUCAGAAUAAGAGAUCCCAACCAAGGAGGUCGAGACAUUACAGAGGAGAUUAUGUCAGGGGGCCGCAGUGGCUCCACCCCAACCCCACCACAGACAGCCAUAUCUGGAACAGAGAGUACAGUAGUGGCCCAGGCCAACGGUGAGAGCGUCGCAGCUGCUGCUACACCUGCAGUGGUUAGACCAGAUGACAGUGGGAAACCUACGCCACCUCCUCUGUCAAAGACCCCUGAACUUGCUAAGAGUGACCCUAUCCCCACUGACGCAACGUCCUCUGACACGAACACUAAGCCUUCUUCACCCCCAGUAUUAUCAGCAGCAGAGGAUAACACUCUCGACACUAUUUCCACACUUGCACCCAGCACUCUUGUUGCAGAUGUAAUGGAUGCUCCCCCACCCCCCAGGGAACCCACCCCACCUCCUCAAUCAGCGCCCGAGGUCCCUGCCUACCCUGCACCCCUGCCUGACCCUGUGCCCACCUCUGCUGCACAAGACAAAAUGGACAAGAAAGCCACAGAGGUGAUGGAGGAGGAGGAGGAGGUGGUGGUAAAAGAGGAUGAGGCUGUGGUAGAAGAGGCAGUCCUCUCCUCGGACACUUCUCUUGCACCUUCCUCCACUGCUAACGGUGUUACAGAUGUGGAGCCAGAAAGACUGUCUGUUGUGUUGCCACUCAGUCAGCUGGAGGCCCCUCUGGAGUCUCCCAUCGCACAGCCUGAGGAGCUCCGCCUCCCUAACGGCCUGCCGCUGCCUGCCCCUCAAGACCCUGAGGUGCCCAUUGUCAACUUGGCCGAGCAUGAUGACAGUCCCAUUGCUGAGCCUGACAUCAGCCAGCAACCUACCAUACACACCUCUGCAGCCACCAUUCAUGCUGCACCUACGCCUGUUGUCCAAGCUGUACCUGCAGCUGUUGACCAGCCUGGUCCUGCUGCCACUGUCCAGGAGAUUCCUUCUGAUCCAGUUGUAUAUGCAGCACCUACCCAGCUUGCGGUCAAAGACACAGUUCCUCCAGUCGCCCUGGAUGUCAAAGAUGAAACCCCAGUGCCCCAAUCCGCUGCCGAGGAAGAGAAGCCAUCGCCUGCAGAGACGGUUUCUAUAGCUGACAGCGCCCCAGAAACGGUGCCCACUCCCCCCCCUUCCACAGCAGAAGAGAGGGAGGACACUCCUCCUCCCCAGAUGGUCACCCCUGCCCUUGUAGAAACUACUAUGCAAGCUGCUGUGUCUGUGCCAAAGAAAAAGAGGAAGAUGAAGGAUCUUAACAAAAAGGAAGCAGUGGGAGACCUUUUGGAUGCCUUUAAAGAGGAGCAGGUAGUGGCCCCACCAGAGCCCGAGUCAGCCCCCACCCGAGCACCUGAGACCCAGCCACCUGCUGCUGUGUCUCCCGCCCCUGAGGAGGCAGACCUGACCUGGGAGGACAAGGAGGACAAGCUGGAUGCUGAGAACAUCCAGCCAGAAUCCCCCAAGUCACCCAGCACUGACAAGAAGUACCAGUACAAAGAGGAACAAUGGAAGCCAAUCAAUCCAGAGGAGAAGAAACAGUAUGACAGAGAGUUUCUUUUGGGCUUCCAGUUCAUCUCGGCCAGCAUGAACAAGCCUGAGGGCCUGCCAGCCAUCAGUGAUGUUGUCCUAGACAAGGCUAAUAAGACCCCACUGCGUCAACUAGACCCCAGUCGUCUACCAGGGAUGAACUGUGGUCCUGACUUCACACCCUCCUUCGCCAACCUCGGCAGGCCUGGCAUGGGAGGAGGAAACAGAGGACCACCUCCAGGCAUGGGCAUCGGAGUUGGUGGCCCACGUCGUUCUCAGCAGAUGCAAAGGAAAGAGCCAAGAAAAAUCAUCACCACCAUGUCCCUCAGUGACGAUGUGCAGUUGAACAAAGCAGAGAAGGCUUGGAAACCGUCAACUAAGAAAGCUGGUCGCGGCCGUGGAGAUGAGGAGGAUAAUGAUCUGGAAAACAUUAAGACCCAGGAGCUGUUUAAACGGGUUCGCAGCAUCCUCAACAAACUGACCCCUCAAAAGUUUCAACAGCUAAUGAAACAGGUGACGGAACUGACUAUUGACACUGAGGAGAGAUUGAAAGGCGUCAUAGAUCUUACCUUUGAAAAGGCCAUCUCCGAGCCAGACUUUUCGGUGGCCUAUGCCAACAUGUGCCGCUGCCUUAUGGGGCUUAAAGUCCAAAUCCCAGAUAAGCCGGGAGCCACUGUGAAUUUCCGCAAGCUGCUGCUAAAUCGAUGCCAGAAGGAGUUUGAAAAGGAUAAAGAUGACGACGUGAUCUUCGAGAAGAAGCAGAAGGAGCUGGAGGCUGCCUCAGAGGGGGAGAAGCAGCGGCUCAUUGAGGAGCUACAAGACUCUAAAGACAAGGCCCGGAGGCGCUCACUGGGCAAUAUCAAGUUCAUUGGUGAGCUGUUCAAGCUUAAAAUGCUCACCGAGGUCAUCAUGCAUGACUGCAUUGUAAAGCUGCUGAAAAACCAUGACGAAGAGUCCCUGGAGUGCCUCUGUAGACUGUUGUCCACCAUCGGCAAGGACCUAGACUUUGAGAAGGCCAAGCCUCGUAUGGACCAGUACUUCAACCAGAUGGAGAAAAUCAUAAAGGAAAGGAAGACCAGCUCUAGGAUCCGCUUCAUGUUGCAGGAUGUGCUGGAUCUUCGACGGAACAACUGGGUUCCCCGGCGAGGCGACCAGGGCCCUAAGACCAUCGACCAGAUCCACAAAGAGGCUGAGAUGGAGGAGCACAGGGAGCAGGCAAGGGUGCAGCAAGCCCUUGUCUCCAAGAAGGAGUUAGGCGGCGGCCCUGGAGGCAGGAUGGGUGGCGGAGGUCAAGGGGGUCGUGGAGGCCCUCACACACCGGGCCGUGGUGCACCUCCCCAGGACGAGGGCUGGAAUACAGUGCCCAUCUCCAAGAACCGACCUAUUGACACCUCUCGCCUUAGCAAAAUCACUAAGACUCCUGUUCUUGAUUUCAACAAUCAGUUGCUUGCCCCAGGAGGUAAAGGCACAUGGGGGAGCUGGGGCAAGGGCAGCAGCGGUGGCACCAGCACCAAACCUGCAGAUUCUGGCUCAGAGGCAGGAGGCCGCCCAGCCACCAGCACCCUGAACAGGUUCUCAGCCUUACAGCAGCCUCCAUCCUCUGCAGGCUCUGCACUGGACUCAGACAGGCGGGUUCCUCAGAGAAACAGCUCAAGUCGAGAACGCGGCGAUAACUUUGACCGCUCUAAUCGAGGCAGCGACCGAUUUGACAGACGGGAAGAGAGACGAGACGACCGUGAUCGAAACCGGCUGCAGAUCACCAAGCGUAGCUUCAGCCGGGAGAAUGAAGAACGGAGCCGGGAGAGGGAGCAGCGGGGGUCGGCCGAUCCUGUCCGCAGAGUAGCGAGCAUGACUGACGACAGAGACAGAAGCAGCAGAGAGAGAGCCAGGAGCAAAGAGAAUGCGAAGCGGGAGACAGCCACUCCACCACCUUCACAGACCCCCACUAAGCCAGCCUUGACCGAAGAAGAGCUGAGCAAGAAGUCCACAGCCAUCAUCGAGGAGUACCUCCAUAUCAACGACAUGAAGGAGGCCCUGCAGUGUGUGCAGGAGAUGAACAGCACUGAGCUGCUGUUUGUGUUUGUACGAAACGGGCUGGAGUCGACGCUGGAGCGCAGCACCAUCGCCAGGGAGCACAUGGGCCUGCUGCUGCACCAGCUCAUAAAGACAGGCACCCUCCCAACACUGCAGUACUACAAAGGGCUUCAGGACAUCCUGGAAGUGGCUGAAGACAUGGCAAUAGACAUCCCCCAUAUCUGGCUGUACCUAGCAGAACUGAUCACUCCUAUGCUCCAUGAGGGAGGCAUCCCCAUGGGAGAACUUUUCAGGGAGAUCUCAAAGCCUUUGAUCCCUCUGGGCAAAGCUGGAGUCCUCCUCGUCCAAAUCCUCACCUUGCUCUGCAAUGAAAUGAGCCAUAAAAAGGCAGGUACAAUGUGGAGGGAGGCUGGCCUCGGGUGGAAAGAAUUCCUACCAGAGGAUGAAGACGUCAACAAGUUUGUGACAGAACAGAAUGUGGAGUUCACAAUGGGCGACGAGUCAGAGAAAAGCAAAAAGAAGGAGCUGAACUCUGCAGAGCUGACCAAACAGCUGGACAAACUGAUCCAGGACCAGGCCGACAACCAGAGGAUCUUUGACUGGGUUGAGGCCAACCUCGAUGAGCAGCAGACCUCCUCCAACUUGUUUGUCAGAGCUCUGAUGAUGUCCGUCUGCCAGUCAGCAGUCAUCUGUGAGAACCCCUACAAGAUGGACAGUGAGAAGAUCAAACAGAGGGCCAAGCUGCUGCAGAAAUAUCUGAAGGAUGAGCAGAAGGAGCUGCAGGCUUUGUAUGCUCUGCAGGCCCUCAUGGUGCAGAUGGAGCAACCUGCCAAUCUGCUGCGGAUGUUCUUUGACAGUCUUUAUGACGAGGACGUGAUCAAAGAGGAGGCCUUCUACAAGUGGGAGUCCAGCAAAGACCCCGCCGAGCAGCAGGGCAAGGGCGUGGCCCUCAAGUCCGUCACCGCCUUCUUCACUUGGCUCCGUGAGGCUGAGGACGAGUCCGACAACAGCUAGGGCCCCUUUGGACCGCUGGGAGAACUAUUGGGAGUGGAGAGAGGAUCCUUAGAGAAAGCGAAUGUUCUGUGGAUGAUUCAGAGGACUCUGAAUCAGCAAAAUCCUUCUGCAUAAACAGAAAAAAGCAAGAAAAAAAUUCUUCAACUGGGAGAGAUUGUGUUAUGGAUCGAACGUUCGAUCAUGUUAUUUUGUUUUCUUUUUGGGUUUCUUGUUUUUCCUUGCGCAACCGAAUGUCUUUUUUGAAACAAAUAAAAACAGGGAGGAAAGAUAGGAGAGAGAAUGCUGAGAAGCGCUUCAAGCCGUGGGAGAUAAUGCUGUUUCCUUCAGAAUUUUUUUGAGGUUUAUCUCCUUUUUUCAAAUGGCUUUUUCUCGCCACGGCAACACUAUUCAAGACACUUUGCUUAAUGACAGAUAUAUUGAAAAAAGAAACUUUAAAAGGCUGUUCACAUCUAUAUUUUUGAUGACUUCAUCCUUUGUCAUGUGGGCACGACACAGCAACAUUGUCAUGUCACAUGUACGCUGUUUGAUCUACAUGCUUAUGUAGACGACUAGCUUUCUUUUUUUUUUUUCUCUCCAGUGUUGGAUGAUUGGAGUGUGUGUUUUGUAAUAAAAUAGAAAACUACAAAGAAAAGUGGUGAGAGCUGUCUAACAGACAUUACAGAUGAGAGUCAAAGUAACGGUUGAGGACGCCCGAGGAUUUCGCGCAGACUUUACGACAACGGUGUCAUGAACAUUGACCAUUUUGCUGCUGGGGGGGGGCGGCGGCUAUGCUUCGCUGACACCCCUCAACCCAACCCCAACUCUCCAGUUUACCUUCCAGUGUGUCUGUUUCACUUGUUUCCUGCGCUUCAAACUGUGGACUGAUAAAGGGAGAGCAAGAGCGCAAGGGUUCAUGGCUGCACCUUCCUACAAAGCCUGUUGUCAGAUUUUAAAAAGAUAAAAUAUCGUUAUUGAAACUUGAAAAAAAUAAACUAUACAGUAAAAAAAAAAAUCACCUUUAAUGAAAAAAGGACUUAAAGAUAGUUUAACAGUACGAAUCCUAAGGCCUUUUCUGCUUCAACAAGUGGAAAUGCAUUUCAGGAGAGUUCUGUAAAUAUAUGAUGGAUUGUUUAUUUUUUUUGUUUUGUUUUUUUUUUCUUUCCCUGUAUUUAUAUUUUUCUCUCCUCAGCUGGCAGAAGGUGCUUGUAAUUAUCCAACCCAAGUCAUUGAUUACAGUUUAAUUGAAAAUUUGUAAAUAUUUUUUUGCUUUACUUUAUUAAAAAGAUAUUUAAUUAAAGAAAAUUAAUGCCUCUUUUCACAUCCAAAACUGGAAGAGAUAAUAAAGAUUGUUGCCAAUAAAAGAAAAGCUCCCAUA
Messenger RNA from Acanthopagrus latus (yellowfin seabream), 6800 nucleotides. Its product is annotated as eukaryotic translation initiation factor 4 gamma 1-like. Bases 227 to 5446 code for a protein of 1739 amino acids. The record is from RefSeq and is a predicted model, not a curated record. Gene Ontology annotation, cellular component: eukaryotic translation initiation factor 4F complex. Gene Ontology annotation, molecular function: protein binding; translation initiation factor activity; mRNA binding. NCBI's taxonomy places the organism in Eukaryota, Metazoa, Chordata, Actinopteri, Spariformes, Sparidae. The transcript has 33 exons.